AAAGUUAAAGCAAAGAAUUUAAUAGUAAAAGCGAAGCCAGGAGACAAAGCACAUACCAUUUUCUGACCCGCACAGAUAGACAGAGAAAAAGCGGAAGCUUCCUUUUGAAUUGAUUCAGUGGAAUUUUCCUCUGCUGUUUUCUCUCUUGCCAAACGGACAGUAGUCAAUGUUAAUGCACAGUAGAAGUGGCAAUGUUCCUGAAGAUGAUGUGAGGAACCUGAUGUUCCAGUCAAAAGUGUGCGACUUUACUGCCUCCUGAGGCUGGCUUGAAAAGUUAGAUUUAUAUUCAAUCCAGAUGCAUAUGACAGAAACGUUAGUAUUCUGUCACUCUGAGUGGUAAUGCCUCCUUCACAAAUGAAAUGGUACCUUUGGUGUUGCAUUCUGGCGGGGCAUGUUUGGAUAUCUGCCCUUUCUCUUACUUCAGGGAAGUACAGAAGCACAGCCAAUGGUUCAGAAGAGUGGUUGCACAAUGUCAGCUCAGAUAUAAUAGAAGAUUUUCAGAGAAGCACCUCAACUUAUAAGGUCACAAAGUUAUCAUCCCUGUUAAAUGAUUCUGUAUCUUGUGAGGACCUGGAAGGUGUUGGAUCAUUCAAUACUACAUGCUUGUUAAACUCAAACUUGAAUUUCAGUUCGGAUCUUUACAUAUAUGGUACUGGAAACCUGGAGAUUCUCCCUCAUGUAUCAAUUGUCUGUCCAAUUGAAGGCUGCAUGAUUACAUUUAAUAUGUCAGGAAAUGUUAAAAUUGGUCAAUUUGCUGCAAUAGUUGCUGGUUCUGUAGUUUUUUCUGCUGCCAAUCUGACUAUGGAAUAUAAUUCUUCUAUAAAUACAACAUCUUUGGGUGGAUUACCGCCUUCUCAAACUAGUGGAACUCCAGUGGGCUAUGAUGGAGGUGGUGGAGGGCAUGGUGGCCGAGGUGCUUCCUGCUUGAAAAAUAAUCAGUCAAGUUUUUGGGGUGGUGAUGUUUAUACGUGGUCAACAUUGUCCGAGCCGUGGAGUUAUGGGAGUAAGGGUAGGGGCUUAUCUACUAAAAUUCCAUUUGGAGGGAAUGGUGGAGGACGUGUCAAGCUUCAAGUGAAGGAUAUGCUGUAUAUGAAUGGGUCUGUAACUGCAGAAGGGGGGGAUGGUGGGACAACUGGCGGAGGAGGAUCUGGUGGAAGUAUUUCUGUACAUGCUGUAAAGUUGAAGGGAUAUGGUACCAUAAGUGCUGCUGGUGGAAGAGGAUGGGGUGGAGGUGGCGGUGGAAGGUUAUCACUUGAUUGUUACAGCAUACAAGAAGAUGUAAAAGUCACUGUACAUGGUGGUUUGAGUAUCGGUUGUCCUGGGAAUGCUGGAGCUGCUGGCACAUACUUUAAUGCCGAUUUACUUAGUUUAAGGGUUGGAAAUGACAAUAUCACAACAGAAACUGAAACCCCUUUGCUCGACUUUCCUACCAGCCCGUUAUGGUCACAUGUUUUUGUGGAGAAUAAUGCAAAAGUGUUGGUUCCACUUCUUUGGACCAGAGUUCAGGUGAGAGGCCAAAUUAGUCUAUACCGUGGGGGCAGCAUCAUCUUUGGAUUGUCCGAGUAUCCAAUUUCAGAAUUUGAGCUUGUUGCUGAAGAACUUCUGAUGAGUGAUUCCAUCAUAAAGGUUUUUGGUGCAUUUAGAGUCGCUGUCAAGAUGUUACUCAUGUGGAACUCCAAAAUUCAAAUAGAUGGUGGUGGAAAUCCCAUUGUUACUGCUUCAGUCCUUGAAGUCAGGAAUCUGAUUGUUCUGAGGCAAAACUCUGUCAUUAGUUCAAAUACAAACUUGGGUGUAUAUGGCCAGGGACUACUGAAGUUGACUGGUCAUGGUGAUGCAAUAAAAGCCCAGAGGCUCUCCUUGUCUCUCUUUUAUAACAUCACUGUUGGUGCUGGUUCUUUACUUCAGGCUCCAUUGGAUGAUGAUGCUAACAGAAAUGUGGUUACAAAAUUGCUUUGUGAGAGUCAAGCAUGUCCAUUGGAUUUGAUUACUCCACCGGAUGAUUGCCAUGUUAAUUAUACACUCUCCUUUUCACUUCAAAUUUGUCGUGUUGAGGACCUUCUUGUUGAUGGUGUCGUGAAGGGAAGUGUAAUUCACAUCCACAGGGCGAGGACUAUUAUUGUAGAUAAUAAUGGCCUGAUCACUGCAUCAGAACUAGGUUGCAGUAAAGGUAUUGGAAGUGGAAACUUUUCAAAUGGAGCUGGUAGUGGUGCUGGACACGGGGGAAGAGGGGGCUCUGGAUACUUUAAUGGGAGGGUGUGCAAUGGUGGUAAUGAAUAUGGCAAUGCUGAUCUCCCAUGUGAAUUGGGGAGUGGAGCUGAGGGUCCCAGUCCGUCAUAUGGGAAUGUGGUUGGAGGGGGAAUGAUUGUGAUGGGAUCCAUCCAGUGGCCACUCUUAAAGCUUGAUGUCUUUGGAACAUUGAGUGCUGAUGGUCAAAGCUUUCAUAAAGCAGCUAGAAAUGGUAAUGGUACUUUGAUUGGCGGACUUGGUGGAGGUUCAGGUGGGACAAUCCUUAUUUUCCUUCAAGAGCUUGGAUUACUUGCACAGAAUUCAUCUUUAUCUGUUGCUGGGGGCAAAGGUGGUCCUCUUGGUGGAGGUGGGGGUGGGGGUGGAAGAGUUCAUUUUCAUUGGUCUAAGAUAGAUUUUGAGGAUGAAUAUGUUCCGGUUGCUAGUAUAAGUGGCUCCAUUAACAGCAGUGGAGGUGCUGGGGAUGAUGGAGGUCAUCAUGGAAGCGAUGGAACUAUCACUGGGAAAAAAUGCCCAAAGGGCCUUUAUGGAACCUUCUGCAAGGAAUGCCCUGUUGGCACAUUCAAAAAUGUUGAUGGUUCUGAUGCACAUCUUUGUAUUCCUUGUUCUGUUGAUCUUCUUCCAAGUCGUGCUGAGUUCAUCUAUGUGCGAGGCGGGGUGACUCAGCCAUCAUGUCCCUAUAAAUGUGUAUCUGACAAUUAUAGGAUGCCAAAAUGCUACACACCUCUCGAGGAGCUUUUGUAUACUUUCGGGGGGCCCUGGCCUUUUGCAAUUUUAUUGUCAUGCGUUUUGGUGGUUCUGGCUUUGUUACUGAGGACUUUGAGAAUCAAAUUGGUUGGUUCAUGUUCAUAUCACAGGGCUGGUUCAAUUGAACAGCACAGUCAUCAUCAAUUCCCAUGUCUUCUUUCCCUAUCUGAGGUACGGGGAACCAGAGUUGAAGAAACUCAAAGCCAUGUUCAUCGAAUGUACUUCAUGGGUCCUAAUACUUUCAGAGAACCAUGGCAUCUUCCUUACUCUCCUCCUAAUGCAAUCAUUGAAAUUGUAUAUGAAGAUGCAUUUAACAGAUUUAUUGAUGAGAUCAAUUCUGUUGCUGCAUAUGAUUGGUGGGAAGGGUCUGUGCAUAGUAUACUUUCAGUUCUCGCGUACCCUUGUUCCUGGUCCUGGAAACAGUGGCGGCAAAGAAAUAAAGUUCAUCGCCUUCAGGAAUAUGUGAAGUCUGAAUAUGACCAUUCAUGUCUUCGCUCUUGCAGAUCUCGAGCCUUGUACAAAGGGAUGAAGGUUGGAGCAACACCAGACUUAAUGUUGGCAUAUAUUGAUUUUUUCCUUGGUGGUGAUGAGAAGCGUCUAGAUAUGGUAUCAAUCAUACAGAAGAGGUUCCCCAUGUGCAUAAUUUUUGGUGGUGAUGGCAGCUAUAUGUCACCUUAUAAUCUUCACAAUGAUACGUUGUUGACCAACCUCCUUGGCCAGCAUGUCCCAGAAACUGUUUGGAAUCAUUUGGUUGCUGGUUUGAAUGCUCAGUUGAGGAUGGUGAGGCAUGGAUCUAUCCGUUCUCACCUAAUUCCUGUGAUUAAUUGGAUAAAUAGCCAUGCAAACCCUCAACUUGUGUUUCAUGGAGUUAGAGUUGAGCUUGGGUGGUUUCAAGCAACAGCCUCUGGUUAUUAUCAGCUGGGAAUAUUGGUAGUGGUUGGGGAUUAUCCACUUCAAAGUCUGCACCAGUCUGAUAUGGGGGAUAACGAGCUACCAAGGUCCAAUGCUGCAUGCACAAGAAAAUGUUCAAAGCAGAUGCAGCAAAAUUGGCCAUUUGUAGGUCAUGCAUUAUCUGUUAAAAGGAUAACUGGAGGAAUUAAUGGAGGUCUUAUAAAUCAUACUACCUUGAGAUCUUUGGAUUAUAAAAGGGAUUUCCUCUUUCCACUCUCUCUCUUACUGCACAAUACAAGACCUGUUGGUCGUCAGGACACCCUGCUGCUGCUGAUAAGUUUCAUGCUGUUAGAAGAUCUUUCUGUCACCAUUCUUAUGUUACUUGAAUUCUAUUGGAUAUCUCUUGGGGCUUUCCUUGCUGUCUUGCUCAUACUUCCUUUAUCCCUUCUCUCUCCCUUCCUUGCUGGAUUGAAUGCCUUAUUCAGUAAGGAACUUAGAAGAGCUUCACUAGCUCGUGUAUAUGCAUUGUGGAAUGCUACAUCGCUUUCUAAUAUUGUGGUUGCUUUCAUGUGCGGCAUUUUACAUUAUGGAUUUUCAUUUUUCCAGCCACCUCACAAGUCAAAUACAUGGAACACUAGAAGGAAAGAGGCCUUUAUGUUCUGCUUUGGCACCGGAGUGGCUGCUUUGCCUUUAUGUUUUGCUUUGGCAUCGGUGUGGCUGCUUUGCCUUUAUGUUUUGCUUUGGCAUCGGUGUGGCUGAUGUUUUUGUAAAUAUGUUCAGAGCUGUAUACAUGCAUUAGUUAUAGGUGCAGCUUUCCUCCAUUGUACUCAGAGAGGCAAGUAGAUUGUAAAACUUUAGAGCACAGUAAGGAAGAUAGAGAUUAGAUUCAAUCAUUUUUCACCAGAAAUUAUUGUAAUGCGAACAUUUUCAUUAUUUCUAAUAUAUAAAGGAUAGAUCUGUCUUUUUAUCUG
This is a messenger RNA of Prunus persica (peach), 4853 nucleotides long. RefSeq lists its product as uncharacterized. The record is from RefSeq and is a predicted model, not a curated record. Lineage: Eukaryota; Viridiplantae; Streptophyta; Magnoliopsida; Rosales; Rosaceae. The coding region runs from base 340 to 4641 and encodes 1433 amino acids. The transcript is spliced from 23 exons.